UGUACAUCAGGAGGCGUGUGGCUUGGAGCCAUUUUUUCUCUUAAUUGUGGAGACAGAGAAUUCCUGAAAACGGUUUCCCCGGGGAGACGGGGCUGCGCUCCUCCUCUUCCUCCCCAGCGUCUGGAUGGAGUGGAUUCCCUCCCUGCUCUGCCCACCGUAGCGUCCUCCCGCCCCACCUUCGGCGAAGCCCCGCGGGCGAGCGGGGUGUCUGCAAAGCGGCCCGGUCACCUGUCGUGGCAGCUGCAUGGAAAUCCCGGUGCUUCUGCUGUCUGGAGUCCGUGCUGUUUCUUUCCUCCAGCAAACCACGCCGAUUCCGCUCCUAAUGCCAACCCUUCCCCUUUGCCCUGCGCUGAAGACACAGUGCAUGAUGCUGAAUCUAAAGUUUGACCCGCUUGGAGCAGUUAGGGAGGUGUCUACUUCUUCCUGUCAGGACACCACUUCAAGGUUGGGAAGCAUCAGAGUUCCUGAAGGUGCAAGACGACUGCGGGAGCUGCUCAGUCACACACGGCCAGGCAGGAAGAAGAGAGAGAGGGGAUGGGCAAGAGGACUUACCUUCCAGCCCAGUUAGUUCCCCCGCCAACAUCUACCUGACUUCCAGUUACCUUUCAUCAGCCACUGAACUAUAGAUUUGUAAGACUCCAGGGCCUUCAAGCCAUGAUUAAUCUGAUGGUUCCUGAAAUGACUGGGAAACAGAUACUUCGCAUGCCAGUUGAAGAGUGUGUGUCCAUGUAUAUUUAAAACAUUCUUUCUAUACAUACACACUUACAUGAGAAGACAGGCUCAUUCUUGUGCAUACUUGAGAGUUUUACAACUGAUGAAAAUUAAUUUCAGCAUCAUAUGGAGCAACUUGACACCACGGGGUUCAGAAGCCUGGGGAGAAAAAUCCAUCACUAAUGGCCAGUUUUCCAUACGGUCUUCACGGGUAAAGAAAGUUUGCAAAAAGAAGAAAAAAAAUUUGCACAGGUUAAGCCUCAAAAAUACCUCUGCAGUUGAAAGAAGGAGCUAAGUGAGAAGGUGACUGAAGGAAAAGUGUGAUUUCAAACACUGCAGGUGGGAUCACCCAGUGCAUUUUGCACUUUAUUUUUCAAGGGGUUUGGUGAUUUGAACAGACUUUGAAGUUUGCGACUGAGAAGUAACUUAUUGUGGUUAUGGCUGGAGGAAAGCAAGUUCAGGUAUGAUGAGACAUGUUUAAAAACUGAACUGAUUAGUUUGCCUUUUUUAGUUAACUAUAUUUGAGAAAUUUUAAUUUAUUAUUUCCCUUUUCCUUUCCUGCAUCUAUAGGAUAAUAUCUUAAAUAGCAAUUAAAAUCGAUAAUUAGAAAAUAUCAAGGAAAAUCCAAUCAAAGCUUCCUUUUCCUUGGACUAAAAGUGUGACAUUUGGAAAUGGUCUUUGGAUGUGAACAGGAAAGCACCCAUCAGCAAAACAUUAUAACUGUCCAGGGAAACAGUUUGGGAAGAAUCUGACUCUGGCCUGAGUUUUUGUGUUCCCUGUUGAGUCCUAGAAGACUUGCAUAUGAGAGGAAGAUUACUUGAUGGACUUAAUUCUGAGAUUAAUUUUUUUCAUCACGAUGGAAAAGUAUGUGAUCUUUAGGAACAGAAAAGGGGAGAAGUAACUAGGGGAGUGAGAAAAGUCGGGCAGAAGAGACAGAAUCCUUCAGUGUGGCUCGUUUUUGUCAACAAGAGGAUUUAGAACUCACCCAAGGCAAACACUUGAACCAUGUUAAGAACUGUAGAACAUUCUGCCUCUACCCAGUGAAAGGGCUUUCUUUCCAGCCUCUAUGGCACUGAGGGGUAACCUGGCCAGUGGAGGAGUAGUCCAGUGGAGCCUCAUGCUCCCUGGGGACACAGGGCCAAGCUUUGAGGUGGGAAAUUUCUGGUUCUGAACAACGGGAAGAGUCCUUUUUUCUUCCUAAAAUUUGGACUGCUUUCUGCACAAACUCUGAUCUGUUUUGCACAGUUUGUGUGCCUUUUUUUCCCUUUAUGCAAUCUUUUUCAGCUUUAGCAGCAGAAAUUUGUCUAUUUCAGAAAACGUGCCAGAGGGUGGCUUCAGAAGGAAGAUGAUCCUGUGUGUUCUGUCUCUGCAUCCAAACUUUUGAAGAGAAAAUUCCAGCUAGAGGGAUCUUAAAGCCUUAAGUUACUUGAAAUCUAUGUAUUUGCAACCCUUUGUCUCUGGAAAUCAUAUUACACAAAACUGGAAUCUCAGGCUGAAAGAGAAUAAACGAGUAAAAAGAAGAAAACUCUUGUUUCUUGAUCACCACUUGUUAACGAUGCUCUUUCUCCAAAGGAUCAGCACGUUCUUCCUCUAAGGACUUGAAAAUAAAAAUGGACCCCAUGUUUUUUUAAGCAUUACCUUUUCUUAGCAGAUUGCCAUCAUCUUUUAUAGAGAAAUUUUUUUCACUAUGCAUUUGGUGGAUCUUUAUAAAAUACUGACCUAAUUAGAUCCAGGUCAGUCUUAAUUAAAGGGGGAUAAAAGUAAUCCAAGACAACCACAAAAAUAAAUAAACCAAUGAAUGAAAUUGGUUUAAAAUUUUCAACAUUAAGUAUUACUUUUUAAGCAAAACAGUUUACUGAAAAAAAGUAUGUAUGCAGCGGUAGAACAUGGGCCUGUGCUUUGCAGUGACUCCAACAUCCUCUGCCUGUCCUGGAAGGGGCGUGUCCCCAAGAGUGAGAAGGAGAAGCCUGUGUGUAGGAGGCGCUACUACGAGGAAGGCUGGCUGGCCACGGGCAAUGGCCGCGGUGUGGUUGGGGUAACCUUCACCUCCAGCCACUGCCGCAGGGACAGGAGUACUCCUCAGAGGAUAAACUUCAACCUGCGGGGCCACAAUAGUGAGGUUGUGCUGGUGAGGUGGAAUGAGCCAUACCAGAAACUGGCCACGUGUGAUGCAGAUGGAGGCAUAUUUGUGUGGAUUCAGUACGAAGGCAGGUGGUCUGUGGAACUGGUCAACGACCGAGGGGCUCAGGUGAGUGAUUUCACGUGGAGCCACGAUGGGACUCAAGCACUUAUUUCAUAUCGAGAUGGGUUUGUCCUGGUCGGUUCUGUCAGUGGACAAAGACACUGGUCAUCUGAGAUCAACUUGGAAAGUCAGAUCACAUGUGGCAUAUGGACUCCUGAUGACCAACAGGUGCUGUUCGGCACGGCCGACGGGCAGGUGAUUGUCAUGGACUGCCACGGCAGGAUGCUGGCCCACGUCCUCCUUCACGAGUCAGAUGGCGUUCUCAGCAUGUCCUGGAACUACCCCAUCUUCCUGGUGGAGGACAGCAGCGAGAGCGACACGGACUCAGAUGACUACUCCCCUCCCCAAGAUGGUCCAGCAGCGUAUCCCAUCCCAGUGCAGAACAUCAAGCCUCUGCUCACCGUCAGCUUCACCUCGGGAGACAUCAGCCUAAUGAACAACUACGAUGACCUGUCUCCUACUGUCAUCCGCUCAGGGCUGAAAGAGGUGGUGGCCCAGUGGUGCACACAGGGGGACUUGCUGGCAGUUGCUGGAAUGGAACGACAGACCCAGCUUGGUGAGCUUCCCAACGGUCCCCUUCUGAAGAAUGCCAUGGUCAAAUUCUACAACGUCCGUGGGGAACACAUCUUCACACUGGACACACUUGUGCAGCGCCCCAUCAUCUCCAUCUGCUGGGGCCACCGGGACUCUCGGCUGCUGAUGGCAUCAGGACCGGCCCUGUAUGUGGUGCGUGUGGAGCACCGGGUGUCCAGCCUGCAGCUGCUGUGCCAGCAGGCCAUUGCCAGCACCCUGCGAGAAGACAAGGACGUCAGCAAGCUGACCUUGCCCCCCCGUCUUUGCUCCUACCUCUCCACCGCUUUCAUCCCCACCAUCAAGCCCCCAAUUCCAGACCCCAACAACAUGCGGGACUUUGUCAGCUACCCCUCAGCGGGCAAUGAACGGCUGCACUGCACCAUGAAGCGCACGGAGGAUGACCCAGAGGUGGGCGGCCCGUGCUACACGCUCUACCUGGAGUACCUGGGCGGGCUUGUGCCUAUCCUCAAGGGACGGCGCAUCAGCAAGCUGCGGCCGGAGUUUGUCAUCAUGGACCCGCGGACAGAUGGCAAAUCAGAUGAAAUCUAUGGGAACAGCUUGAUUUCUACUGUGAUUGACAGCUGCAACUGUUCAGACUCCAGUGACAUCGAACUGAGUGACGACUGGGCUGCCAAGAAGUCUCCCAAAAUCUCCAGAGCUAGCAAAUCGCCCAAACUCCCAAGGAUCAGCAUCGAGGCCCGGAAAUCUCCGAAGCUGCCCCGGGCUGCCCAGGAGAUCUCUCGGUCUCCUCGGCUGCCCAUGCGCAAGCCCUCCAUAGGGUCGCCCAGCCUAACACGGAGAGAGUUCCCUUUUGAAGACAUCACUCAGCACAACUAUCUUGCUCAGGUCACGUCUAAUAUCUGGGGAACCAAAUUUAAGAUUGUGGGCUUGGCUGCUUUCCUGCCAACCAACCUCGGUGCAGUAAUCUAUAAAACCAGCCUCCUGCAUCUCCAGCCACGACAGAUGACCAUUUAUCUCCCAGAAGUUCGAAAGAUUUCCAUGGACUAUAUUAAUUUACCUGUCUUCAACCCAAAUGUUUUCAGUGAAGAUGAAGAUGAUUUACCAGUGACAGGAGCAUCUGGUAUCCCUGAGAAUAACCCACCUUGUACAGUGAACAUCCCUAUAGCGCCCAUCCACAGCUCGGCUCAAGCAAUGUCCCCCACACAGAGCAUAGGGCUGGUGCAGUCCCUCCUGGCCAAUCAAAAUGUGCAGCUGGACAUCCUGACCAAUCAAACCACAGCCGUGGGGGCAGCAGAACAUACAGGUGACAGUGCCACCCCGUACCCUGUCUCCAGCCGCUACUCCAACCCUGGACAGGUGAUUUUCGGAGGCGUGGAAAUGGGCCGCAUCAUUCCAAAUCCCCCUCCAUUGUCCCUGCCACCGCCACCACCACCUCUGCCACAGGGGCCCAUGCAGCUGUCCUUGCUGGACCAUGGGGACCGAGAACACGAGCACCUGCAGAAGUCAGCCAAAGCCCUCAGGCCAGUGCCACAGCUGGCAGCUGAGGGGGAUGCUGUGGUCUUUAGCGCCACCCAGGAGGUCCAGGUGACCAAGAUGAACCCUCCACCCCCUUACCCAGGAACCAUCCCUGCAGCCCCCACCACGGCAGCACCGCCGCCCCCUCUGCCACCACCACAGCCCCCAGUGGAUGUGUGCUUGAAGAAGGGUGACUUCUCCCUCUAUUCCACAUCAGCACAUUACCAGACACCCCUGGGCUAUGAGAGAAUCACCACCUUUGACAGCAGCGGCAAUGUGGAGGAGGUGUGCCGGCCCCGGACUCGGAUGCUGUGUUCCCAGAACACCUACACCCUUCCCGGCCCAGGCAGCUCUGCCACCUUGAGGCUUACAGCCACCGAGAAGAAGGUCCCCCAGCCCUGCACCAGUGCCACCCUGAACCGCCUGACCAUCCCUCGCUACUCUAUCCCCACUGGGGACCCACCCCCAUAUCCCGAAAUUGCCAGCCAGCUGGCCCAGGGGCGGGUUGCUGCCCAGAGACCCGAUAGCAGCCUCAUUCACGCCACCCUGCGGAGGAACAACCGCGAGGCCGUGCUCAAGAUGGCCCAGCUUGCCGACAGCCCGCGAGCCCUCCUGCAGCCACUGGCCAAGCCCAAGGGUGGGUCCGGGGGGGCGGCUGCGGCGCAGCUCCCUGCACGGCCACCGCCUGCUCUGUAUACCUGCAGCCAGUGCAGCAGUGCAGGGCCUGGCUCGCAGCCCAGUGCCCUGGCCCACGCAGUCAGCACCUCCCCACUAGCCUCCCAGUCCUCCUAUAGCCUCCUGAGCCCACCCGACAGUGCCCGUGACCAUGUCGACUACGUCAACUCAGCUUUCACAGAGGAUGAGACCCUGUCCCAGCACUGUCAGCUCGAGAAGCCCCUAAGGCACCCCCUGCUGCCAGAAGCUGCUGUUGCCGUGAAACGGCCACCCCCUUACCAAUGGGACCCUGUGCUGGGUGAGGAUGUGUGGGUUCCUCAGGAAAGGACAGCACAGACUGCAGUGCCCAACACCUUAAAAUUGUCCCCUCUGAUGCUAGGUCAGGGCCAGCACCUGGACGUGUCCCGAGUGCCCUUUGUCUCCCCCAAGUCUCCCGCCAGCCCUACUGCCACUUUCCAAGCAGGCUAUGGGAUGGGAGUGGCCUAUCCAGGAAGCUAUAGCAACCCCCCUUUGCCUGGAGUGCAGGCUCCCUGUUCCCCCAAAGACGCCCUGUCCCCAGCGCAGUUUGCACAGCAAGAGUCCGCUGUGGUCCUUCAGCCCACCUACCCACCCAGCCUUUCCUACUGCACCCUGCCCCCCAUGUACCCAGGAAGCAGCACAUGCUCUAGUUUACAGCUGCCACCUGUCGCCUUGCACCCAUGGAGUCCCUAUGGCACCUGCCCACCCGUGCAGAGCCCCCAGGGCACUCUCCCCGCUAAGCCACAUUUGGUGGUGGAGAAGCCCCUUGUGUCCCCACCACCUGCUGACCUCCAAAGCCACAUGGGCACAGAGGUGAUGGCAGAAACCACAGACAACUUCCAAGAAGUGCUCUCCUUGACAGAGAGCCCGGUCCCCCAACGGACAGAAAAGUUUGGAAAGAAGAACCGGAAGCGCCUGGACAGCAGAGCAGAGGAAGGAAGCGUUCAGGCCAUCACCGAGGGCAGAGUGAAGAAGGAGGCUAGGACUCUGAGUGACUUUAAUUCUCUCAUCUCCAGCCCCCGCCUGGGGAGAGAGAAGAAGAAAGCGAAGAGUCAGAAAGAGCAGCUGAAGUCAAAGAAGCUGAGUAAGACGAGUGAAUUCCAGGACAGCUCGGACAGUGAGCCCGAACUGUUCAUCAGUGGGGACGAGCUCAUGAACCAGAGCCAGGGCGGCAAGAAGGGGUGGAAAAGCAAGCGGAACCCACGCGCAGCCAGCGAGCUGGAGGAGUUCAAGUGCCGGAAGGCCAGCGAGAAGGAGGACGGGCGGCUGGGCAGCCAGGGCUUCGUGUACGUGAUGGCCAAUAAGCAGCCCUUGUGGAACGAGGCCACCCAGGUGUACCAGCUGGACUUCGGAGGGCGGGUGACCCAGGAGUCAGCCAAGAACUUCCAGAUCGAGUUGGAGGGGCGGCAGGUGAUGCAGUUUGGACGAAUUGAUGGCAACGCAUACAUUCUGGACUUCCAGUACCCCUUCUCAGCCGUGCAGGCCUUUGCGGUGGCCCUGGCCAACGUGACUCAGCGCCUCAAGUGAGGAGACAGUGCUGGGAGAAGAGAGAUGCAAAGUAGCCUCUCGAAGAGGUCUGAUUGGAGAUGCUAGAGGAGCUGGCGCAGGCAGGGUGCCUGGAGGACCAGAAGACAACCAUGAAACUGGAACAGCCUGUCAGGCCAGGAGAGGGCACUGGCCCCUAGUCGUUGUUGUUUAUUUGGGCUUUAUUCUUUACUGUCUGUCUUUUCUUCUUUCGGUAGAGUGGCAUUUGGAGUCAAAGGGUGCGAGGCACCAGGUGUUCUUUCAGGAAAUAUAGCUUGGGUGUGGUAAUGUUCUACAGGGUUCACUUAUGUCAGUGGCCGGGACCAGGGCCCUUUAGAGUGAGGGUGGACUGCCUCAGAGCCUGCUGUUCUUGUAGACCUAGAGAGUAUGCAUUAUAUUCAUUAUCCACGAUAUCAGCUUUUAUUACUCCUCCAACAUCACCUCUAGGAUGAAAACAAAAACCUUUUUUAAAAAACACAACCAAAAAUCCUGUUCUUUCAGACAGGGGGAUAGUAUUUAAUUCACACACAUCAUUGUUAUUCCUCACAAGGUGACUUGAUUAAUGAAGGGUAUUUGAGCAAAUGCACCAUGUUUGACUAAUAAAAGUAGGCUUUUUUACAGGGGUGCUAUCUCCAGGCAUAAAUGUGAUUUGCUCAUUAUGAUGUCAGGGAAGGGAUGCUGGGUGAGGAAUGAGCUGUGCAUGUAGACAGGUUCGCAGUGCUCUGCAUAACCUGGUGGCUCAGCGGUGUGACUUGUAACAGUAUAAGGGCUACAUGCCUCUUCUGAGGAUGUUCAUUUCAAAAGACUCCCCUGCUUCAUCAUAUGUCAGAGUUCCAUAGGAUCAGUGAUGAUCAUUCAGUGUAAGUGGCUGCAGGAGAAGGUAAGGGACAAGAAGGGAAAGACCCCAGGCUGUGGCAGAGGCAGUGGUUUUUUCAGAUAGUGUGGCAGAGAGUACUAGAGCCCCACUUGUUGAGAACAACCUCUAUUCUUUCUGCCCCUUUUAUUUUUUAAUCUGGAACACAUUACUGUAAACAUGAUCUUAUCCAUUAGAUAUUACUCUUCUAUGCUUUCUCUUUCUAAAAGUGUGGACUAGACUUUAUUUGAAACCAACUGCUUUCCUCCUCUUGGCUAUGUUAAAAUUGAUUUAACUAGAAAUGUUUUCUGUCAUAUUGGAAAUGUAACCAAAAAAAUUGUAAGCAUUCGCCAAGGUAUUAUUGAAAGAUAGGAGCAUGGUCAAAUCUAUGACAAAAGUUCCACAAACUUCUCUAAGAAAAAAAAAUUGUCUAUGAACUGUACAGGCUGUUUACUGAGGAGAUAAGCCACUGGGAAAACACUGUUAAAAGUAUAGCACUUAGAGUAGUUGGUUGAACACACUUUGCUAAUUGCAAAAUAUCUUUCCCACCUUCCCCUCCUCACAAGAACACCUUCGGCAAUAUUUGAGCCCUGAUGACAAGACCCAGUUAAGUUUUUUUCAGUUAUUCAUACCUGUGAUGAUGUUUAGAGCAGGAACACAAGAACUAUCUUCUGGCAUUGGGCCCUAAAUUUGGAUUUUAUUUGGAAACAGACAAGUAGAAGAUGCUAUAGAAAGGCAUUUUCAGGGCCGGACCCGUGGCUCACUCGGGAGAGUGCAGCACUGGGAGCGCAGCAGCGCUCCUGCCGCGGGUUCGGAUCCUAUAUAGGAAUGGCCGCACCGCGGACGACACCAAGCCAAGGGUUGCGAUCCCCUUACCGGUCACAAAAAAAAAAAGAAAAAAAAAAAAGGCAUUUUCAGAUUAAAAAGUUUUUUAAAUUCUCUGUUUUGGUUUAAAAAUUAAAGAAACUGGCCCAUUGCUUCCCCUGAGUGCGAUGACAUCACUCACUAUUCUCUCCAAACACCUAAGAAAUACUGGUGAGGUUUUUCAAUAUGGUGGAGGACAUCUCCUAGCUAAUACCAUAGUUUCCCAUUUUAUAUUUUAAACUAUUGGACCUGAUUCUUUGUUGUAAAGUUCUUCCAUAAGGAAUUUAGCAAUGUAUUCAGAGUAAUUUUAUUCUUUUUUAUAAGUUUCUUUAGCUUGAUGUGGUGUUUUAAUGCUUCUUAUUAGUUGUGCAAUAAUGGUUAUAGCCUAUUUCUAAAAUAAUUUAAAUGCCAUUCCCCUGUUUUAUUGUUCAAGAGAUAAUUAUUUAUCUUGCUUUUCAUAGUGUUCUUAGGAAUUGUUUUGUUAUUAUGUAUUGGUGAGUUAUGUCCAUUUUAUUAUUUAUUUAGAAAAAUAGUAUCUUUGUAACAACUUACUUGGUAGCAGUAUAUUUUGCUGCAAGAAAUAAAGAGGAUAUGAUAGAGGUUUUUUUGCUGGACAAUUUGUAACUUUUUCUAAUCGGGAAAAGAUAUUUGUAUUCUUGAAAAAAAAUUUUUUUUGUAUUUUGUGUUAUUGAUUAUAUACAAAGGAAAAUAUUUCUUUGGAUAACAUACCCUAAAAUAUUUCUUCUUCUUUUGAAAAUGUUAUUUUUAAUUAAAAAUAAAGGAUAUGAAGUGAGGAGGAGAGAACUAUUAGAAGGAGAGUAGCAAAGGAAGGAACUAUCAAGUAAGAAGCUUUAGUUUUAAAAGUUCUGAUUGGUUUUUGAGAUAUAAAGACCAUGAAAGGGUACAUUUUAGAACUUUUCUUAUUUGAUAAGAGCAAAUAUAGGGUGAAAUUCUUGGAAUGAAAGUUACAUGUGAGAAGAAAAAGUGGAUAUUUGUAGCAAAUAAUUAACUAAACUUUCCAAAUUCUUAGUUUACUCCCCAAAAGACAUUUCCCCACCUGGAGACAUAGGCUUCCUGUCUUCGAUGUUUGCAGAGUGGGAAUGAGCCUGCAGCACCUGCCCCUCCGUUCUGCUUCCUCUCCCAAAGAAGGCGCUCAUCUCCUGCCAAGUCAGACCUAAGCUGAUGGCUGCAGCGCUUGUGAUAUGGUGUCUUAAGUCAAUGGUGGUGGUUUUACUUAUUUUUAAAAUUGCUUUCGUUCAGUCAGUCUCAGUUGAUUAAAUACUAGUAAAGUUACCUCUUAAAGUAACAGAACCUUAGGUCCUUCAUGUUUAUUAAUAGCAAUUUAUGAAUAUCAAGAUAUCUCAUUGAAUUCCUAAAUUUAAGACCGUUAGUUCAGUAAAAAGUCAACUACAUAAAGAAUCCAUGACAUUUUGAGGGAAGUGGUGUAUUAACAAACAUAAAAAACAGUUUUAAAUUUGUUUUAGCUCUAAUCUCAUCAAACCAAAGGCACAGAUUUGUGUAAAAUAUACACAUUGAAUGUAUAGCCUGAGAAAAAUUGGGACCAAAGAAGCAGGAAAAUCUCAAAGCUCUAACGGCAAUAAGUCAAAGGAUUUUGCAAUUGGUAUUUUUCAUCCACAGUCAUUGUUACCUUGUCGAGUGUCCCAUGAGGACAUGCAAAAAUGUGUUAUGUUCAUCUUGUAAUCAUAGCAGAAAGUCGGAGACCACAGGGCCGAGCCUGCUCUGCCACUGAUUUGGAGGGUGACCUUGGGCAAGUCCCUGGGGCUGCCCAGGCCUCCAUUUUUCCAUCUAUCAAAUAACCAGGACAGCCUGGACAAUCUUCUAAACUUCCUCCCAUCUCUUAACAGCCUGAGCACUCAACAUGGAACAGUUUCAUCAUUCCACUUGACAAACGUGGAAAGUAUGUUUAAAAACAUUGCCUUUUUGAAGAGAAAUAUUUAUUUUCCUGUAUUAAUGAGCUAUCUACUAAGUAGAAACCAGCCCAUCUAAAAUAACAUUUUUAGAAAGUUCACCUCUAAGUGCAUUGUGUGUAUUCUGAUAAAAUUACACAAAAGCACUGAUUCCAGGAAAGACAGAGGAGUCUUCAUCUGAGUGAGCCCCGCUCAGUGGACGGCUUGAGAACAACCCUAAAAUAAGUCACCACUUGCUUCCGAAUCCAUAGAAUGGGUUCAAAAAAGAGCAAACAAGUGUAGUUCUAGGUUGAUUUGAAUUCUUUAGUGUGCUCUGAAGUGUCACACUAUUUUCAUAUUCAAAAACUUUCUUGGUUCUCAUACUGGCCAGACACCAAAAAAAAAAAUAAAUAAACAACAAAAAGAUUUCUUGGAAAGGAAAGUUUUCACCCAGCACCUGUGAAAAAGGAACCCAUUUUGUCCCUGUGUGGGCCAGGCAGCACUUGGCCACAUCAGUGGUUGUGAACAAAGUUAGUUGAGACAAAAAUGUGUCAAAAAUAUUGUUUGAGUUCCUGGGAUUUUGUAACAGCACACAACACUGAACUCCUUACCAUUUGUGUAUUUCCUUAUCUCUGGCUGGUAAAACUCUGAAGAGUUGUGGCUUAUUUUGUUUUCGUUUUCUUUGGCUUUGUGCAAUUUUCUUGUAACUUACUUGUACCUAUAUUUUCUGUUUACAAGUUCUUUUUAAGGGGAGGGGGAGGGUUCUAAAAUCUCGUUUACUGUAGAUAAAAAUUUUUUUUUCGUGUUGUAGAAAAGCAUGGGUUAUGCGUUUGACUGAAAAAGGCACUGUAUUAUUUACCAAAGGGGUAUUGCUUUUGUAUUUGUUUAUAAAUGCAUUAUUUUGGUACUGUAAAUUUGGACAUAAUUUCUGAAUUGAUUACUACUGGCAUUUUCCUUUUCCUUUUUUUUUAAGCGUACGUGUGCAAUGCAGGUACACAGGUCCCAGACCAAACAAGACCACCAGCAUGUUCUUGUCCAAACCUUGGGAAUGGUGUGCGCUGCUUUGUGCACUUCAGUUCCUCUAACGUUGGUGCGUGUGUUUGUUUUUUAAUUCAGCAUCCUGCAUUGUUUUACUUUCCAAGCAAGAUCUGUUGAGAUUCCCAACUGCAUUUUAAUGAACUCAACCUCAUUUGCCUCUCUUCUUACGUAUUUUGUGUAUUAGAUUGUGCAGAAGGCAUUCAUGGUUUGCAUUCACAAGGAAGUGGUUUGUCCAAAUUAUUUUGUCUUUAUUAUUGGAGUGGAUUAAUCUCCUUAUUUUUUUCUUGAUGAUUUGAAGUUGUAAGAGUUG
Cynocephalus volans (Philippine flying lemur) is the source of this 12191-nucleotide messenger RNA. It is a transcript of the gene TULP4, whose product is annotated as TUB like protein 4. The transcript has 16 exons. The record is from RefSeq and is a predicted model, not a curated record. NCBI's taxonomy places the organism in Eukaryota, Metazoa, Chordata, Mammalia, Dermoptera, Cynocephalidae. Bases 2579 to 7222 code for a protein of 1547 amino acids. Gene Ontology annotation, molecular function: protein binding.